Molecule: messenger RNA, 1176 nt
Organism: Salvia miltiorrhiza (redroot sage)
Lineage: Eukaryota; Viridiplantae; Streptophyta; Magnoliopsida; Lamiales; Lamiaceae
Exons: 5
Coding region: 195-941 (248 amino acids)
Source: RefSeq, a predicted model, not a curated record
AACACUCUAAUUUCAAUUCAUUCUCAAAUUCACCCUUCCGCCCCCUCACACCGCUCUCUCCUGCUCUGGAACUUCCAUUCCGAAGCCGUCAAACCCUAGCUACCUUUCUCGAUGCCCUCUCGCCGGGAUUCUCGUCGCCCUUUCUCUGGUCGCUGUUGCGCCGCCAAGGGCCGCGCUAGAUCGUGUUCUAGCUAAUGUAUUCCGCCACCCCUCCUCUGCUAGCCACCACCCCCGCUGCCUCUAAGCCGCUGCCACCACCCGGAGAGAGGACGGAACUGCUCGUCGUCGACGCCUUCUCAUCGCUGCCCUCCGCUGCUCUACGCCGAAGCCCUCGAUUCUGUCUCCGUCACUCCCCCUCCGGCGCCUUCCUCUAUUUCUCCUACCUCUUCCAGUCCAUCUUCCUCCUCCUUCCCUAUUUCUCCUCCCUACGCCGGAUGCAGGGGAUUGAAGUGGGGGCGACGGCGACGACAAACCGUGCCUCCUCGCAGACCUUCGAAAGAUGGCGCUGCUCAACGGUCUCGCUGGGCUGCACUUCUGCCUCCGUUGCAGCUGCCCUAUCUCGAAGUUGGAAGGUUAGGGCCCUAAGUGCAGUCUCCGCCACAAGAAGAUGCUGGAAUGAUAGUGGCAAUAUUGAUAUUAAAUUUGUUCGGACCUUUCUAAGACAGGUCAUAAGUGAUGAUGGUAUUAUAUAUUUCAGCAGGUUGGAAGGUCCUACUUGUUCUCUGCAGUUCAUCUCGACCCCUCAAUCCAUGCAGAUGCAGAUGCUCUUCACUUUGAUCCCUCCAGAUGGUUCAAAGCUUACUGCUGCAGAAACUAACCAAGAAAAGCUUCUUGUUCUUCCCAAGGUCUUUGUGGGAUCAGAAUGGUUAAUGGAGAGUAUGAGAGUUAUGGAAGAUGAGAUAUGCUAUCAGGCAAAAGAAUGUAAUUAUAGACAUAGCUGAACAUGCACAUUCUUUUAGUUAUCAAUCCUCUUUUAAUGGAUUAUAAUGCAGAAGAAAGCUAGAGUGAAAAAAGACAAGACCGUUGAGAACGAAGACUUAAAGAAAGCAAGGUGGGAGUGUCGAGAAUGAAGACUUGUAGUUUUUUGUAUGGAUGUUGGAGAUGUUGUAAAAUAAUGGAUCUUUUAUGGAUGUUGGAUGGUUGAUUAUUAUCAAUGAUUAAAUGAUAUUUUCAAUA